Messenger RNA from Bombyx mandarina (wild silkworm), 1653 nucleotides. RefSeq names its product membrane-bound alkaline phosphatase. The record is from RefSeq and is a predicted model, not a curated record. Gene Ontology annotation, biological process: dephosphorylation. Gene Ontology annotation, molecular function: alkaline phosphatase activity. NCBI's taxonomy places the organism in Eukaryota, Metazoa, Arthropoda, Insecta, Lepidoptera, Bombycidae.
AUGUCUACAUGGUGGUUAGUUGUAGCGGUGGUGGCGGCGGCGGCGGGGCUGGUGACGGCCGAGGACCGCUACCACCCGGAGUGGCUCGCGGCUCGCGAGGCCGGCGCAGCCACGAGGAGGGCCGCCGAGUCCGAGGCAAGCUUCUGGGUGCGGGAGGCGCAGGAAGCCAUCGAGAGACGCGAGCGAGAGGGGGCGGGCGCGAAGCAAGCAGCCGGCCAUGCCAAGAACGUGGUCAUGUUCCUCGGAGACGGCAUGUCCGUGCCCACGCUGGCCGCCGCGCGCACGCUGCUCGGACAGCGACGCGGACAGACGGGAGAAGAGGCUAGCUUGCACUUUGAACAAUUCCCCACUCUCGGUCUUGCGAAGACCUACUGCGUGGACGCUCAAGUCCCGGACUCGUCGUGCACGGCGACGGCAUACCUGUGCGGCGUGAAGGCCAAUCAUGGCACCCUCGGAGUGACGGCCGCCGUUUCUCGGCGUGACUGCGAGGCUUCCAACGACGUCACCAAGCGGGUGCAGUCCAUCGCCGAGUGGGCACUGGCUGACGGGAGAGAUGUUGGUAUAGUGACAACCACUCGCGUCACGCAUGCCUCUCCGGCGGGCACUUUCGCCAAAGUCGCCAACAGGAACUGGGAGAAUGAUAACGACGUGAAACAAGAAGGCCACGACGUCAACCGCUGUCCAGACAUCGCUCACCAGCUGAUCAAGAUGGCGCCAGGAAACAAAUUUAAAGUGAUCUUUGGCGGAGGAAGACGAGAAUUUUUACCGACAACCCAAGUCGAUGAAGAGGGCACCCGAGGUCUAAGAACAGACGGCCGCAAUCUGAUCGAAGAAUGGCAGAACGAUAAGGAUUCGCAGAAUGUGAGCUACAAGUAUCUGUGGAAUCGACAGGAACUUUUGGAACUGGGUUCGUCUCCGCCCGACUACCUGCUCGGACUGUUCGAGGGCAGUCACUUGCAGUACCAUCUCGAGGGAGAUGAGAGCACGGAGCCAACCCUCGCCGAGCUAACAGACGUUGCCAUCCGCGUGCUGAGUCGCAACGAGCGCGGUUUCUUCUUGUUCGUGGAGGGAGGGCGCAUCGACCACGCGCAUCACGACAACUACGCGCACCUCGCGCUCGAUGAGACCAUUGAGAUGGAUCGGGCCGUGAAAGUGGCCACAGACGCACUCAAGGAGGACGAGUCCUUGGUGGUAGUGACCGCUGACCACACCCACGUCAUGUCGUUCAACGGGUACUCACCGCGAGGAAUGGACGUGCUCGGGGCGGUGCAAAUGUUGGACAGAAGCAGGGUUCCUUUCAUGGUGCUCUCGUACACCAACGGACCCGGAGCAAGGAUCCAGCAGAACGGCGUUCGACCCGACGUGACGACCGACGCCAACUUCGGUGCGCUGCGCUGGAGGACGCACACGGACGUCCCGCUGGACUCGGAGACGCACGGCGGAGAUGACGUCACGGUGUUCGCAUGGGGCGUGCACCACUGGAUGUUCUCUGGUCUGUACGAGCAGACGCACGUGCCACAUCGCAUGGCGUGGGCAGCCUGCAUGGGCCCGGGCCGCCACGUCUGCGUCUCGGCUGCCACUGUGCCCACUGCGGCGCUGCUUUCUCUCUUGCUCGCCGUCUUCAUCACCUUGCGGCAUCAAUGCUUUCUCUAA